Messenger RNA from Camelina sativa (false flax), 1953 nucleotides. RefSeq lists its product as uncharacterized. Lineage: Eukaryota; Viridiplantae; Streptophyta; Magnoliopsida; Brassicales; Brassicaceae. The record is from RefSeq and is a predicted model, not a curated record. Gene Ontology annotation, molecular function: protein binding.
UCAUCUCACUCUCUCUCUCUCUCUCCGCUUAAAGUGAAGCGGCCUUCCUCAGGAUUUUCCCGAGAAAGUUUUAUUUUUCUCCCGAGAAAAUUUCAGACGUAAAUUUUUUCCGGAAUAUAAGGAGAAGCCAUUGUUGUAGUAUUCUCUGUGUUUUGAGUUUCCGCAUGGGGGUGAAAGUAGCUUCUUCUUCAUCUCCGUUCCUUCAUUGGACGACGACUCAACCUAUCGUUCAUCAGUGUUCGUCCCCUUCUCAAACCCUACCUUCAAAACGACGGCGGAGCAUUGGUCACGACGACGUACGGUUCCUAUCUUCUCGAUUUGCCCCGCAGAGGUUGAUGAACCGUUCAGCUCUUUUAGGAACGAAGCUUCAUCGCUCCAAGUCAUGUGACCUAUGGGAAUCAUCAUCAUCAUCACCUAGACCUAUUCGAAGAGUUUGUAGCGCAAGGUUAGAUCCUCCAUUCUCCGAUGAGGAGUUUUCUAAAAAGAUCCAAGAGCUUACUCUCAGAUUCAAUGUCCCAAACCUAUACGGUUCAGAGCCUCACGAUUACAAAGCUAACUCAAUGGAGCCGCCGUGGAACGAGAUGGUGCAUUUGUCGAGUAUUGAAAUGAAAGCAAACAGUGUUGACCUUCCUCUUUCGCUUAGGAUCAUGAAGAAGAAGCGACAAUGGGAAGGAGUCAAACAAGUUGGUGAAUCAGCGUGUUGUUCCAUGAACAGAGCGUUUUCGUCGAUGGUGUUUAUGAUUAGGGAGCUUCAGAGCUUUACUCUGCAUAUGAGAGAGGUUCUGUUUUACGAAGAUUUGCAAGAGAUCUUGCUUAGAGUUAGAGAAGAGUUGCACCAAUCUUUCGUUUGGUUGUUUCAACAAGUCUUCUCCGCGACACCUACGUUGAUGGUUUACGUUAUGAUACUCUUAGCUAACUUCACUGUUUACUCGAUCGGGAGCAACUCUGCUUUAGCUGCUCCUCUUCCUCAGAUGGUUACAGAGGUAACAACCGUCAGUGAAACUGAUGAAGCAACAAACGUGAAGUUCGAUUCCACGAUUGUGAAAACGUUCUUUGUAUCAUCGUCGUCUCCCAAUGGGAAUACAACUUCGGUUGGUGGUAACAACAAUGGCGGCGGCGGUGGAAACAUUAAGCCGGUGUUAAGUGGAACAGAUGGUGGUGAUGGAUUCGAUGGAUCAGAACAGUUCAGAACAAUCAUACCCGAAGGAGUUUCUCAAUUGUCAUCAUCGAGUUUUGGGUCAACGACUACAGAGUCAGAGCCGUCAGUAUCGGGACAAGAUGAAAACAGGCUGUGGAAUUCGAUGGUGGAGGAAGCAGAUCGAAUGCAGUAUUCAGACAUAGAUGAUUCGUUGGAUCACGACACUAGGAAGCGGUUCGUGUCUUCUGUUGAGGCUCGAGUAGAAGCAGAGGAAGACACGGAUUACUUCAAAACAGAGCUUAUGUACCAAACAGGACUGUCUCAAGAGCCUAAUAAUCCUCUCUUACUUGCUAACUAUGCUCAGUUCCUCUACCUCGUCUCUAACGACCAUGACAGAGCGGAAGAUUACUUCAAACGAGCGAUAGGAGUGGAACCGAAAGACGCGGAGGCGCUUAGCAAAUACGCGACGUUCUUAUGGAGAGCACGAGACGAUCUUUGGGCGGCUGAGGAGACUUUCUUGGAAGCCAUCGAUGCCGAGCCGACCAACUCGUACUACGCCGCUAAUUACGCCAAUUUCUUGUGGAACACUGGCGGUGAUGACACGUGUUUCCCUCUUGACGACGAGGCUCAGGAAGACACCAUCUAGAUAAGAUGGUGCAACAAGUUGUCUCUCUAUUAGAAAAAUAUAAACAAAAUGAUAUACAAGUACUACUAAUUAAUGAAUAUAAAACAUAUGUGCAUACCAUGUGUGUAUUAUGUAUAUGCCUGUUUGUCACCAAGGAGCGAUGGUUAAACCGUAAAAGAGUUAAUCCCCU